AUGAGGGACGGUAAUGUACUGCCACAGUUCACCACAAACGAGUUGGUCAUUGUUGCCGUGCAGUCGACAGGACUCGGCCACUACACAUGUGUGGCCAUCAACCAGUGGGCACUGCGAUGUCUAUCGACACCAGUGUCACAGUCUAUGAGCUCCACAGUUCUAUCUCUCCCCAGAGUCUGUCGUCACCUACUUUGUGACGGAGAUGGGCCUGUGUUCGUUCCGAGCAGUGACCUGACACUUCUCCCGUUCACUGUGUCCCAGCAUCAUUUCCCUCUGGAGUUCUCCGUAUUCAUUUCCAAUGGAACCUGCACAGCAGAAGAUUUGUAUGACUCCCUCUACUCCCUAAUAUCUGAGACUAUCGAUGGAGAAACGUCUACCAUUGAUGAUUUUAAUGUGACAGAAGUGGAUUCAGAGAACUAUGACGUAUCCCUGAGUCUUGUGAGCCAAAACAUCACCACACCCUACCUUCACCUCUCGACGUUUGCCGAGAUUGCAAACUCAGCACUGCCUCACGCUAGGAGCCUUCGCAAAAGUGUACAACUGAUGACUGAUCUUCUAAAUGGAGACACUGUGGGCCUCAUCUGUCCGGGGACUGGAUCUUCAGUCGUGGAAGACUCUCUGGUAGUGGUUAAGUUGAGGUACGUGUGUCCACCAGGAAAGAGACUCAACUCCGACUACCUCCUCUGCUGUAAGCCACUCUCUAACCCUCUCACUCUUGGUAGAAGCUGUGACCUGAACUCUAUUUUAGUGAGCUGCGAGCGAGGGCACUUCUCCUCUGAGAUCGAGCGUUCUCGGAUUGUAAAUGGAGUCAGUUUCAGUGAGAGUGUUCCAGUGUGUGAGAGAUGUGCACUCUACACUUAUGCCGAUGCUCUCGGGAGCAUCACAUGCAGCCAGUGUCCGAAUUACCACACUACCUCAUUACCUGGAGCUUCCUCAGUCAUGACUGUCUGCGCAGAGGAAACCGUCCCUUACUUCCUCGAGGAAGACUCCAAACCCACUGCUGCAGUUCCUCCACUGAGGUGGCAUUCAUUAAGACUCUCCCUCUUGUCAGGAGACUCUGUAGAGGCCACAUCCUUCUCUCACGACCUGUCAGUCUCUGGCUCCGGUGGUUAUGUGGAGUUCUCUGGACUGAGUCCUGCUCUCUACACUCUGAGAGUAGUGGCCACGAAUGAUAGAAAUGACAAAGCUUUCAUUAAGACCCGUUUCGAGAUCACAGAUGACACGGAGCGCUGUACUCUCCACCUCAUCAAUGGUGGAGUGAGUGUGAGUGGAAACAGUGCCACAGUAGAGUUCACUGGGAGGGGACCCUGCCCACGGCUACCUCUGUUACCUGGACAAGAUGGAGCCCUACCAGUGCUCCAGUCCAGUGGUGGUGAGUGGGUUGAGUUCUGGGAGACAUGUCCUGAAGGUGGUACCCACUGGCUGUGGCAGGAACAGAAUGAACCUGAAAACUGACUUCAUCAUUGAGUGACAAACAAUAUUGUCAAUGUUCAUGUGAAACUGAAACGUUUUCUUAAAAACUACUAGAUAGUUCUCAAACUAUGUUUGUGGAAACUCUAAUAUAAUUUUUUUUCACGUUGUGACUCAAGCAGACAUCAAUACAGCUGUUCAAUGAAAUGAUCGUUGUAAACAAGU
Geodia barretti is the source of this 1635-nucleotide messenger RNA. NCBI's taxonomy places the organism in Eukaryota, Metazoa, Porifera, Demospongiae, Tetractinellida, Geodiidae. The record is from the annotation of a GenBank genome assembly.